Molecule: messenger RNA, 966 nt
Organism: Caenorhabditis bovis
Lineage: Eukaryota; Metazoa; Nematoda; Chromadorea; Rhabditida; Rhabditidae
Source: the annotation of a GenBank genome assembly
AUGAGCUUCACAUGUCAAAUGGCAAUAUUAGAUAGGAUGACACGAAAACGAAAACGAUGCGAGCCAGGAAGGGUUUUUAUAAGGGCUUGGACAUCUAAAAAUGAGGAAACUAAUUACUCACUUAACUUCUGUAGCGAAAAUGGGACUAUUUGCUACAAAUCUCAGCUCACUUCAAUAAUGCCAUUAAUGGAAGUUAAAUAUAUUGAAAAGGGAAAAGCCAUAUUUAAAUUCCCAUUAGAUAACAAUCGCACAAUUCUGGUUGAGAACGCGCCUGUUAACCAGCUGAGAUUCAUCGGACACAUGUUGAAUGAGCUUGCAGCGAGAAAUACAAUUCAAUAUGGUAUUGUAUACGAGAAAGCGCUUUUUCAACCGGGACCAGAUUUCGAGGAAAUGAUAAAAUUGGGAUUAAUUAGGAAUCAAUUCAACGGACAGAUAAGAACGAUUCACGUUGAACCCGGAUCAAUAAAGCAGCUUCAUCCGCAUUUCCAUCUUGCCUCUAGUUUGUGCAGACUCGUACUCCGCGGCAACAACUUUCUUGAAAAUACAAAAUUGGAUGAUUGCGGAAUUUUCAAGUGUCUAAAACAUCUCGCUUCUAUUGAUGUGAGCUCUUGUGAAAUUGGAAACGUGCCGACGAACCGUGUGAUUGUGCUGUUUGAGAGUCUGCAGUUUUUGGAUUUUUCAAGAAACCCUGUGAUCGCAAUUCCGAGAUCUUUUUUUGGACGAUUGUACAACUACGAAGCUGUAAUAUUGUAUGAGACGCUACUGUUUUCACGAGAAGCUGUGCCGAACAAUAUAAAUCUGUUCGAAGAAGUCAAACACCCGUUUGGAAAAGUUUACACUGUGGGUAACGUUGAUAAAUUAUGGACUAUAGCAUCGAACGUGAUCCAUCAGAAUAGGCUGUCAUUAUGCUUACCAUGCUAUCAAAAAGAAAGAAAAAUUAUGGAAAUCAAUAUUGCCGACUUGUAA